UGGUUUGGUCCGUCACACUGAAAACCCUUUCAGACCAAUACUUUGGUAUAGUCCCCUUACGCGCGAAGUUUUGGUAACUGCAAUGGCGUCCAAAGCAGGUCGUCGCGGGACGAAACGCAAAGCGGAGGUUGAGGCCGAAGGGGAGAAACCAUCCGUGGGGGAGGAGGAGGACAGAGGAGAGGGGGAGAAGGGCCAAGGAGGCCAAAGAGUGGUCAUUGAACACUGUAAGAGCUGACGGGUGUAUGGGCGUAAUGCUCAGGAGGUGAAAUCUGCCCUCCUGGCUGCCCAUCCUGAACUGACAGUGGUCUUCAACCCCGAGAAACCCCGCAGAAACGGCUUUGAGAUCACUCUGCUGGAUGGAGGCAAGGAAACGUGUCUGUGGACUGGAAUCAAGAAGGGUCCACCUCGUAAGCUCAAGUUUCCUCAGCCUGAUGUUGUCGUUGCUGCUCUGCAGGAGGCUUUGAAGGCUUAGUAGACGCCCAGUGAAGGAGCUCAGGAGGUGUGGUCCAUGGAAGCAGAAUGAUGAGGAGUGACCAAUGGGAUGCUCCCAGUCUCUCCUCUGAUGAUGCAAGCUCCAACAGCUCACAUCUCCUGGAUACAUGGUGACACCUAGUGGAGCGUCUCUGAGCCAAUGCAGACGCACAGUGCUGCUGUUUAGUAAAACACCUUAUUUAUCAAUGGUGUGUUGUGCUUUUAAAUCUUGAAUUUGGUAAAUAAAGUGUUCUUGUUUUUCAA
Pseudoliparis swirei is the source of this 735-nucleotide messenger RNA. RefSeq names its product selenoprotein H (gene selenoh). The record is from RefSeq and is a predicted model, not a curated record. Lineage: Eukaryota; Metazoa; Chordata; Actinopteri; Perciformes; Liparidae. Gene Ontology annotation, cellular component: Golgi apparatus. The transcript is spliced from 5 exons.